Messenger RNA from Microcebus murinus (gray mouse lemur), 551 nucleotides. The record is from RefSeq and is a predicted model, not a curated record. NCBI's taxonomy places the organism in Eukaryota, Metazoa, Chordata, Mammalia, Primates, Cheirogaleidae.
CGCCUCUUCCGGCUCCGUCGCCGGGCAACGGCUCCGCAACCUGCCGCCAUGCUGGACGCCGGGCUGCCGAGCCCCGCCGCCCUCCGCAGCCUCUACGCCUGGCUGGACGGGCUCCCGCUCAGCCGCCCCAAGCGCCGUCUGGCCCGGGACUUCAGCGACGGCGUGAUGCUGGCGGAGAUUGUGAAGCACUUCCACCCCCGGCUCGUGGACCUGCACAACUACACCCCUACCUGCAACACGGAUCAGAAGCUCAGCAACUGGCACAUUCUCAACAGGCAAGGGCUGCAGGGGGCGCAGGCAGCCCAGCCCCCCGGCCCUGGUCUCCUGCCCUUCCUGGGGGGAACUACUGGCACUCUUUGCUUUCUGCAGGCCCCUCCCUGCACGGCUGGCCAGAGCCUCUCCCACAGCUUCUCUGGGACAAGUUUCCCAGCUGUGGGUUACCUUGAUACCCUCUUCAGUGCCUGUGUCCUGUCCGCCAGGAAUCUUUUGGGGGAUCCCUUGUGGGGAUGAGCCCUGCCCCAUUGGAGUCCGUCCCCCACUCCUUAGCACAG